Messenger RNA from Xiphias gladius (swordfish), 2368 nucleotides. It is a transcript of the gene cspg5a, whose product is annotated as chondroitin sulfate proteoglycan 5a. Lineage: Eukaryota; Metazoa; Chordata; Actinopteri; Istiophoriformes; Xiphiidae. The coding region runs from base 418 to 2004 and encodes 528 amino acids. The transcript is spliced from 5 exons. Gene Ontology annotation, biological process: nervous system development. The record is from RefSeq and is a predicted model, not a curated record.
GAUCCCCUCCGAGCCAAACCCAAACCAGGCCGAGCCGAGCCACGGCGUGCGUCUGCGCCCGCAAGCGCACCCCCCGCCUCCGCCUCCGCCACCCCACCCUCGCCUCGCCAUCUCCGACCGCUGCUCUGUGGCGAUGGAGCCGUAACCAACUCCAGUGUGCCGAGCUGAAGCGAGCGUGCGGGAGAGCAACGGAUACGAGGAGACAGCGGAGACCGAGCGGCUAUGGAGGAGAAGCGCAGGGAGGCUGGAGUCUAGACUGCACGCAAACCCACGCACUCACUUGUCCGGAUUACUUUUUUGCAACACCUUUUGAACUGUGUUACCAUUGUUAGAACAGGGGCUUUCUUUUCUUUCUUUUUUUUUUUUUUUCCAACCCCCCCGCCGCUGAUCAUCUUAGGCUAUCGUUGCUCGGCGAGGAUGCAGGGCAAGGAGGCGAGCUUUUGCACGGGAUGCUGGAGACCAGUGCUGCUGUCGUGCGUCCUGGCUCUGCACUUGAUCCCGCCGUCUGUCCACGGAAACGUUGUCGGGACCAAUGUCACUGACACGGACAGCACGGCCAAUGUUACCUCCCUUCUUACCGAGGAGGAACGACCUAUCAAGGUCAAUGAGAUCGUUGUUGCGGUAACCGCGCUGAGCAGCUCGGCCAGUCUGGAUACGAUCAACACUGUGACCCCAAGGGCGGGCCGUAUACCUCGUUCCGGCGAGGAGGAGGAGCACAGCAGCGGCAUGUUUGAUGAAUCGGUGCAUCCUGCAGUGGAGGAAGUGGGCGUGGCAGCCCCGCCUCAGCUCAGCCCUGAUUCGGCUGAGACGGAGCUCCUGCUGCCCAGCAACCCACGUAAAGAAGAUGUCAUGGAGGGUGAGGAGGAGGGGGAGGAUGAGGAGGAGGAGCGUCUGCCGCACACUGACCCGCCUUGGAUCCACUCCAAGGACACAGCCGUGUUUGACCUGGACCACCUUUUCACCACCACUGCCGCGCCCCCGGCCGCCACCAACCCCUCUAACCCCGACGUCCUCCAUGUGGACUUCUUCGACCCCUCCUCUCGUGGACGCAGCCUGGACCUAGCCCCGCCAUCUCCUUCAUCACUGGCCCAUGAGCUGCAGGGUGGCGACCCGACCUCCUGGGCGAUGCCAGACAACUAUGACUACCUCACGCCCUAUGAGGAGGGCGUGUCCCCCACCGCCGAUGAGUACACCUACAGCACCACAACUGACGCCUAUGAGAGCGACGAAGAUCUCCGGAUGUCUGCUGGGUCUCCGGCUCGCCCCAUUCCAGGGGUGGCGCUUCCCGGUGCAGGAGCUCCGGUACCAAACAUCCCUGUGGCGGCUCCUCCAGCAGCCUCACCAGUGGACGGGUCAGAUGGGUUGGGCGGAUGCCGCGUGGGCUACCAGGUGGUAAACGGAAGUUGCCGCUCGCCCUGCGACAUGCUGCCCAACUACUGUUUCAACGGGGGACAGUGUUACUUGCUGGAGGGCAUGGGAGUCUUCUGCAGAUGUAACGUGCAGGACUACAUCUGGCACAAGGGCGCUCGCUGCGAGUCGGUGGUGACCGAGUUCCAGGUGAUGUGUCUGGCUGUGGGAGCCUCGGCUCUGGUGGUCCUGCUGCUCUUCAUGAUCAUCGUCUGCUUUGCCAAGAAGCUCCACGUGCUCAAGACGGAGAACAAGAAGCUGCGCAAGCGCAGCAGUAAGUACCGGCCUUCAUCGGAGCAGCACAAUGAUAAUUUCUCGCUGUCCACCAUCGCUGAGGGCUCCCACCCAAAUGUAAGGAAACUGUGCGACACCCCUCCUAACGUCCCUCAUGCCCGUGCAUUGGCUUACUAUGAUAACAUUAUCUGUCAGGAUGAUCCUAAUUCCCAGAACAAGCUGGAGGACCCGGUGAAGGCCCCGCCCAAGGAGGACGACUCCCUCAACAUCCACAACUCUCUGACCCCCAAACACGAGAACCACAAGGUCCUGGGCGAGGAGAACUCCUCGGAGGUAAACUCACUGCAGAACAACAUGAUGUGAAAACAAAAACAAAACAGCCCCGGCAACCUGACAACACGACCCCGAAAACGACGUGGUGCGCCGGCAACGGGAGCCCCCAAACCCCCUCCCUGCUCUCCGUCCGUCCGCUGCCGAGUGCGCCUAACCGGUCAACCCACCAACCGACAAACCAGCCAGCCUACCAACGUACCAGCCGACCAACCUAGUCUGCAACUGUCUCUGACACGGCAACACUGCCACCAAGCGGCCCGGGCCGCUGCAAAAAAAACUUACACCACCACCACCGCCGCCGCCGCCGCCGCCGCCACUGCCCAAGCUGAGAGUAACCCCGCCCCUGCCGGCCUCACCCUGCCACCGCCUUGCAACACCCCUUACAUCCACUCAC